CCCCUCCUCCGCCUUCCCGGGGCUGGGCCGCGCGCGCCGGCUCUGGGCGGGACCCCGCGGUGGCGGCGGGACUCCUCCCCCUGCGGCUCCUCCUCCUCGGUCCCAGCGCCUCCCGGGCCUCCCUGACCUCCCCCUCCGGCGCUUUCGCGCUGACUGCGCUCCUCCGGCGCCUCUCCGCCCGCGCUCCCAGCCAUGGUGGUCUGGCGCUCGGUUUUCCUCCUCUGCCUCGCUUUCUCCUUGGCCACUCUGGUCCAAAGAGGAUCUGGGGACUCUGAUUUUCGUCUGGAGGAUGCGUUGAAAGAAACUUCCUCAGUAAAGCCACGAUGGGACCAUGGCACCACAACCAAGAGGCCAGGAACAACCAGAGCUCCGCCAAAGCCUGCAGGUAGUGCAUUUGACUUGGCCGAUGCUUUGGAUGACCCGCACGACGGCCGCAGGAAACCGAGCACGGGGGGUGGAGCACGAUGGGACCAUGGCACCACAACCAAGAGGCCAGGAACAACCAGAGCUCCGCCAAAGCCUGCAGACGACUUUGACUUGGCUGACGCCCUGGAUGACCGGAAUGAUCUAGACGACGGCCGCAGGAAACCGAGCGCUGGGGGAGGGGGUUUUUCAGACAAGGAUCUUGAAGACAUAUUAGGUGGUGGUGAAUACAAACCUGACAAAGGUGAUGGGCGGUAUGGCAGUGACGACUCAGAAUCCGGAGUGUCGGCCGAGGCCGGCACCAUCGCGGGUGUGGCCAGUGCCCUAGCCAUGGCCCUGAUCGGCGCGGUCUCCAGCUACAUCUCCUACCAGCAGAAGAAGUUCUGCUUCAGCAUCCAGCAUGCAGCAGAAGGUCAAGAGGGUCUGAAUGCGGACUGCGUGAAGGGAGAGAACCCGGAAGCCGUUGUGUGUGAGGAGCCCCAAGUGAAAUACUUGACGCUGCAGACGCAGGCUGCCGAGCCGCCGCCCCCCGAUGCGCCCCGGAUCUGAGGGCCACUGCUCGCGACCAGCUCCUCAUUUCACCGUGACCCGCGGCUGCCCUGCUGCUUCUCUGACGUCAUUGCUUCUCCUUCUAACUCCAGAUGAGCUCGCGGGUGUGUGUGUGCAGUGUGUGUGUCGCAUCUGAGACCCGGCACCAGCCUCAGAGCCGCUGGGUCACCGCACCCCCAAAGCCAGCCUGGCCCGGCCUGCGUGAGCUGGGGCUGCGGCGCCGAGACGGCGGGGGCACGCGGACUCUGAUGCGCCCAGGAUGGGAGUUUGAACCCAGGGUCACGUGGGUCCUGGCAGGGACGUCAGCUAGCGCCUGGUUCGCUUGCAGCCCCGGCAAGGAGCGAAUGAGUGAGCGUCAGGUCAACAUGCACACGCACACACGCACACACGCACACACGCACACCACCGGCCUUCCGGAGAGCUGGUACGCGCGGUGGUUUUCCGUUAUUGAAGUGCAUGCAUUGAUAGUCCCGUCCUGAGAGCUUAGGAACCUCCUGGACGAGUAGGAGGCUGUGACUCUGGGGCCCGGUUCCUCUGACUCCAUAGGGGCCUGGGUGUGGCCUCCUGGCUGCCGUGAUUAGCUUUUAGGAAUGUGUGUCCCCCUUCCACCCUGUACAUGUGCCUCUUUUGGUAGCAGAAGCUACAGACGUAAAGAAUGGGUGGCAGAGCCAGAAGCACGUGUGUGUUUUGCUUAAACCUGUAUUGGAGGUGGGACGGGGGAUGGGGAAGGGGACGUUUGCUGGGUUUGUGAAACACGCCUGGCUCCGUGUGUCUAGAAGGCUGACUCUGCCUGUCGUGUUCAGAUACAAAGCCCUUGGGCUGCCACGGUCCCUGUGGUAAACACCAGAACCCAGGGACUGGCCCCUCACCUGGCCCGGAGCUGUCUGAUUUGGGCUAGCCGCCUGGAACGUUCUGUCUGGCCCACGCGUGGUCCUGUCCCUGGGCGCUCUGCCGUCUGAGACUGAGCCAAAGUCUAGAGCCACUGUCUACCGAUGACCAGUUUGCGGGGCCCAGAAGCACUUCCUGAAGCAGAAGUCAGCAGGAAGACAGGGUCCCACUGACUCGACCCCACGUCCCCUCUGCGUGGCACCCGGGCUGGGCGUCCACUAAGCCGGGACGAGGCAAGUCAGGCUUCCGAAGGGAACGGUCGGAACUGGAGCAGAGCCCGCAGGCUGGAAACUCGUGUUUGUGGCGCUUUGAGGAACCUAGUCGUGCGGUGGGGGGACGGGGGGCGUCCCCGGCUGCCCUUGAGCUCCUUCCUGCUGCCGCCGCCCGGAUGGGUCCCUUCCCCGGCGGGGGGCUCGGCCCACGCAGGCCAGGAUCAUGUGUCCGCCGGGCAGGUGUGGGGCACUGACGAGAGCCCUCUGCGAGUUGCCAGCUUGGCCAGGCUGGUCCCUGGUGCCGGCCGCGCUGGAGGGUGGUUGUAGCCAUGGACCGUUGCCACCCAGUGUCCUUGAUAACAGGAGCUGGGGGAGGGUCAGGGCAGCCUUGGCAGCUCCUGGGGUGCACUUGGCUGCCCCCCAAGGUCCCCGGGGCAUC
This is a messenger RNA of Lutra lutra (Eurasian river otter), 2511 nucleotides long. It is a transcript of the gene CD99L2, whose product is annotated as CD99 molecule like 2. The record is from RefSeq and is a predicted model, not a curated record. The transcript is spliced from 12 exons. The coding region runs from base 193 to 972 and encodes 259 amino acids. NCBI's taxonomy places the organism in Eukaryota, Metazoa, Chordata, Mammalia, Carnivora, Mustelidae.